UCGGCCCCUCCCAGGUGCCUGUGGUGGAGUAGUCGGCUCCCAGGGCACCUGUGAUGGACUCCGGGCAGCACACCAUGGGGGUUCUCAGGCCCUGGGCCGGAUAUGGGCUGCUGGUUGUGGCCCACCUGCUGGCCCUGGGGCUUGGGGCUGCAGUGCUUCAGGCCCUGGAGGGGCCUCCAGCACUCCAACUCCAGGCCAGCCUCAGAGCCGAGCUGACUGCUUUCCAGGCGGAGUACGGGGCCUGCCUGCCACCCGGGGCACUGGAAGAGCUGCUGGGCUCUGCCCUGGCAGCCCAGGCCCACGGGGUUUCCAGCCUGGGCAAUGGCUCCGAGGCCAGGAGCUGGGAUCUGCCCUCGGCCCUGCUCUUCACUGCCAGCCUCCUCACCACCACGGGUUACGGCCACAUGGCCCCGCUGUCAGCAGGUGGAAAGGCCUUCUGUGUGGUCUACACGGCCCUGGGGCUGCCAGCCUCCUUAGCACUUGUGGCUGCACUGCGCCACCGCCUGCUGCCUCUGCUCAGCCGUCUGGGGGACUGGGUAGCCAUCCGCUGGCAGCUGACGCCGGCCAGGGCUGCGCUGCUGCAGGCAGCUGGACUGGGCCUGCUAGUGGCUGGUAUCUUCGUGCUGCUGCCAGCCCUAGUGCUGUGGAGUCUGCAGGGCGACUACAGCCUACUGGGGGCCAUCUACUUCUGCUUCGGCUCACUCAGCACCAUCGGCCUGGGGGACCUGCUGCCUGGCCGUGGCCUGCAUCCAGUGCUUUACCACCUUGGCCAGUUCGCACUUCUGGGUUACUUGCUCCUGGGGCUCCUAGCCAUGCUGCUGACCGUGGAGAUGUUCUCGGAGCUGCCCCAGGUCCGUGCUAUGGUCAAGUUCUUUGGGUCCAGUGGCCCUCUGAAUGCUGAGGACGAACGUGGCAUCCUAGACCAAGAUGAGCUGGCUCUGAGCACCCUGCCACCCUCAGCAGCACCCCCAGAACAGGCCCCAGCUUGCUGACAGGUGUCAGUGAUGGAGCUGAGCUCCUUUCAGGUGGAGAAGCCCGAGGAGGAAGCCAACCGGGAGCGGCUGGGGAAGCCUCUGGAGGAAGGAGGGGAAGGGGUGGAUGUGAGGACUUCAGGGAAUAAUGUGUUAAGAAAAAAUAAAAUGAGCAGCA
Messenger RNA from Hippopotamus amphibius kiboko, 1149 nucleotides. RefSeq names its product potassium two pore domain channel subfamily K member 7 (gene KCNK7). NCBI's taxonomy places the organism in Eukaryota, Metazoa, Chordata, Mammalia, Artiodactyla, Hippopotamidae. Gene Ontology annotation, molecular function: potassium ion leak channel activity. Gene Ontology annotation, biological process: potassium ion transmembrane transport; stabilization of membrane potential. The record is from RefSeq and is a predicted model, not a curated record. Gene Ontology annotation, cellular component: membrane. The coding region runs from base 54 to 992 and encodes 312 amino acids. The transcript has 3 exons.